GUGCAGAUGGAUCAAUACGGUCGACAGAAGUUUUAACUAUCUGGAGUGCGGAUAAAUUUUUACUGAGAGUCGUAUAGGAAUCUAUAAUCCAGUACUUUCCAAAAUACGCCGAGAGUAUUCCUGAUGGUGAAACGAGCGUUGCUUCAUCGAACGCAGCUAAAUAAAACAACAUCUAUGUAGUUGGUGGUACGAUGCCUGAAAUAGAGGGCGCUAAAUUGUACAAUACCUGUACUAUUUGGGGUCCCGAUGGAACUUUGAUAGCAAGACACCGAAAGGUACAUCUAUUCGACAUUGACAUUCCUAAUAAGAUUACUUUUCGAGAGAGUGAUUCACUCAGUCCUGGUAACUCCCUAACGACGUUCGAUGUGAAGGGCUGCAAAAUAGGUAUUGGCAUUUGCUAUGAUAUUAGAUUCGAGGAAAUGGCACGCAUUUAUCGGAACAAAGGUUGCCAAAUGCUGAUAUAUCCAGCGGCAUUCAAUAUGACCACUGGACCACUGCACUGGUCAUUACUUCAGCGUUUCAGAGCGAAUGAUAAUCAAUUAUACGUUGCCUGCAUAUCACCGGCUCGUGUUCCUUAAGCAAGUUACGUCGCAUGGGGACAUACACAGUUGACCAAUCCCUGGGGAAAGAUUCUUUACGAUUUGGAAACUCAAGAGAAUAUGGCAGUCACCGAUAUCAAAAAAAAAAAAAAAAAAAAAAAAAAAACCGGCGAACCGUGUGUUACCACAACGAGACCCGCGAUGCUAUUUGUCGCUUUAAAUUGUGCCGCAACUCGUUUUUGAGAUCUUUGCCAGGGGCGCGUUAAAAUAUGCUGAAAAUAUAUUUCUGGCUUUUCUGGGGUUUAACUGAAAUAUGACAAAUAACGUUGUAAAACAUAUGUACUUAUGACUUACAGAGUAAUUGAGUGUACAAAAUAUAUAGUAUACAAAAUA
This is a messenger RNA of Bombus huntii, 932 nucleotides long. Its product is annotated as omega-amidase NIT2-A-like. Gene Ontology annotation, cellular component: mitochondrion. Gene Ontology annotation, molecular function: omega-amidase activity. The transcript has 4 exons. The record is from RefSeq and is a predicted model, not a curated record. The coding region runs from base 192 to 578 and encodes 128 amino acids. Gene Ontology annotation, biological process: oxaloacetate metabolic process; L-glutamine metabolic process. Lineage: Eukaryota; Metazoa; Arthropoda; Insecta; Hymenoptera; Apidae.